CUCAUUAUCCGCACUUUAAAAAAGAGCACAUGUACAACCUUGAUAAAAUGGAUAAAAACAAAACUGACAGCUGUGUAAAAAUUCGUGUUUUUUGUUUUUGUUUCACGUGAUAAACAAAUAUCAGGUCCCCUAUAAAUUAAAAAAAAUAAAACAAAGCCAUGCCUACAGAAACAAUAAAAUGUGCAAAAGUAAAAAUAAUACCAACGAUUGAGUUGGUAGAAUUUAUCAAACUUAACUCAGAGGAUAUUGAAGAAUUGCCAGAAACCUUAAAAUCACUUUGUUCAACAACAAAUAAAUUAAAAUCUAAAAUCAAAACUAAACAAAAUGAUUUUAUAGAAGAAUUGGAAGAAGAUGAUACUAAACACAAUGAAAAUACAAUUUCUUUGAGUUUAUAUGAUUUUUAUUUAUUGAAAAAGAUUUUAAAUGAGUUGAGAGCGAAAAAUAAAACCGAUCGCUAUGCAUAUGAAUUUUUGGAAAACUGUGACGUUAUUUUACCUGAAAACGAAAUUGUGCCCCGAAACCAAGCUUUAGAAAAGAGAUGUGAAAAGUUAAGAGCCCAGCAAGCAAAUUCAGCGUAUAUGAAUAUAACAAAGAAUGUUGACUUGAGUAUCAAACAGAGACAUGAAGAUUCAUUUGCUUAUCAAUUGAAGGAAGUCAACCGCCAAGUGAUUGCAGUGGUCCAGUUCGUGUGUUCUGUAAUUGCAGGUUUCGUGUUUGGAUUUUUAGGAAUUGAGUUAAUUGUUGGAAAUCUGGACUUUGGAUUCCGUUUAUUACUGGGAAUAAUGUGUGCACUUAUUAUAGCACUGGCUGAAAUUUACUUUUUGGCCAAAAAACUUAAUGAAUGUGAAGAUAUGUUUUCACAAAAAGUAAAACGAGAUUAAUUUAAAAUUUUUUAUUUAUAAAUAUAUAAAAAGCUUGCAUCUUUAAUAAAAGAAAACAAAAUCAUUUCAUCAAUUUAUGAA
This is a messenger RNA of Episyrphus balteatus (marmalade hoverfly), 962 nucleotides long. RefSeq lists its product as uncharacterized. The transcript has 3 exons. The coding region runs from base 159 to 881 and encodes 240 amino acids. The record is from RefSeq and is a predicted model, not a curated record. Gene Ontology annotation, cellular component: endomembrane system. NCBI's taxonomy places the organism in Eukaryota, Metazoa, Arthropoda, Insecta, Diptera, Syrphidae. Gene Ontology annotation, biological process: vacuolar proton-transporting V-type ATPase complex assembly.